This is a messenger RNA of Phalaenopsis equestris, 358 nucleotides long. Its product is annotated as two-component response regulator ORR5-like. The record is from RefSeq and is a predicted model, not a curated record. Gene Ontology annotation, biological process: cytokinin-activated signaling pathway; phosphorelay signal transduction system. NCBI's taxonomy places the organism in Eukaryota, Viridiplantae, Streptophyta, Magnoliopsida, Asparagales, Orchidaceae.
UGACUACGGUGGAUAGCGGGAGGCGUGCGCUGGAUCUGCUGGGAAUGGAGAAAAAUGUGAGCAUGAUAAUCACAGAUUACUGGAUGCCGGAGAUGACAGGGCUGGAGCUGCUGAAAAAGAUUAAGGGCUCGUCGGAGUUGAAGGGGAUACCGGUGGUGAUUAUGUCGUCGGAAAACGUCCCCAACCGUAUACGGACGUGUUUGGAUGAGGGAGCGGAGGAUUUUCUUCUGAAGCCGCUGCAGCCGUCGGAUGUGUCGCGGUUAUGCAGCCGCGUGCUGAGAUGAUUUUGGCUGUUUAGUUCUGUUGAUGACUUUAGUUAUCUGUUAUUAUGUGUUCUGUUUUGCUGACUUUGUGAAAA